AUGCAGUCAUGGCCGAUACUCGUUACUAUCCACAACCUGGUGAAUGUGCCGCUGUCCGCUUGUGAGAACGGCCCGCGGUCGUUCGUUGUGGAGGCGCACCUGGCGCUUCGCGUGUCUGCCUACUCUGCACCAGUGGCCACGGCGGCGUUCACCACGGACGAUGUGGUGUCCACCACUCCCAACCUAUUUGAGGUGCGCUUGGACGAUGUCGCUCGGCGCAUGGACGGCGGGGAUGGGGGCGGGCCAAAGGUGUGGCGGUGUGCGACUCCGGAGAUCGAGGUGGUGGUGAUGGUGCGGGAAGUCACACACAGGAUCAGAAGGUCCUCCUCUCCUUAUCGUACAGAUCGUCGCGCAGACGGUGAUCUCGAUGGUACGCGCGUUGUGGGCACCUCAGCUCCACUGCCACUCAACGCGAAGGACAUCGUGGAGGCGCACAAGCUCACCACACGGAUCGUGGGGACUGAAAUGGGUCAAGUGGGGCUUUCUUUUACCGUAGACCCAGGUGACAAGGCGGGGUACCGCCAACGCCUGGAGAAUUUCUUGCGCACGUACAACCCGCAAGGACUGCGGCUUGUGCCCAGCGUGGUUGAGGUCGUCUCGGAACUCGACACAUUCACAAAGCUGUAUCGCCGCUACUCGAUUCAAAACUACGAGGAGCGACUGGCAAGCUUCUUUGAUGUAUACGGCCCGCAGUACAAGAGCGAAAUCCCGUCGCUGCUGCGGCAAUGGGAGGGCCGAGAGGAAGAGCUGAUGCGCAACUUGGUGCUCGACAAUGGCCCAGAGGUGACCACGAUCGAUCAACACCAACGGCUGACCGCGUACAUGGCUGCCUAUCAGCUUGACCAAAAUUCCACUAGCGUACAAGAGAUACUCACCGCGCACGCGAGCGAUGAGAAGACUAGCACACCUGCGGGUCUAUUUUAUGCCCUCGUGGGACGCUACGGCCCGGAGCCGGACCCGCGCACAUAUCUGUUCCCUACGCCUCGGUACACCCCUGCACCACCAUCACCCCCGCAGACUAGGAGAAUCCCAAUGGAGGACGGCGGAGACGGUCAUUCCCACUCUUCUUUGCAUCACGGCUCCUCGUCGCUCGUGAGAGGUAGCGCAGAUGCGAGUGCUGCUGCUUCUGCUGCUUUACAGCGCUGUCCGCCGACACCUGCCGCGAAGCACCUGUACGUCUCUGUACCUAUGUCACCCACGCCGAUUCCAGUUCGGGAGGCACCGCUGGAGACAGCGCGCUCGCUUGACCGGUCGCCCAGCUUUGCGGUUGAGGUUGAUGAUGCUCCAUGUGGUGGUGGGCACAAGGCCACUGUGACUGGUAGCCAUCAUGAAGCGAAGCCCAUCAUCACGCCAAAGGACCAGGUGAUGGUGUUGGGCGCGACCACCGGUGCGAGCCGACGAGACGUUGCCGAGUUGCGGGACUCUUCUCUGUGGCGCAAGAUGUGUCAGAUGAUGCAGACCCGGCAAGAGCACUUCAAGCCAUGGCGGGAGCACCUUCUUUUUUUCUUAGACCGAGACGAGUUUGCAGCGGCGGUGCGUGCCCUGCAUGUGUUCAGUGAGGCACCCGACGGAGGAGAGGUUCAGGUGCUCGUAGAGGAGUGGUCGCGCCGUGUGGAUCAUGCCUUUCGCACCGAGGCACUCACUUCAAGCGAUGCGUACUAUGAGGCGGUUGUACAGGAGGCAGUACGGCUGACCGGACUCCAGUCUCUGCAUCUGCAGGUGAUGAGUGUUAGCUCUCUCUUUCACAAGGAGCAGUACGCAGGGUUCGCGGCGUACGUGGAGGGGCAGGCGAAACGGACCAAGACGGAGCGUCUGGUACUGGUUGGAGACUCGAAAAGUCUCAUGGAUGUCGCACGUUUUGGCCUUCACCCUGCGGCGGACCCCAGGGGCCUGUACAGGGAUGCGCUUGCCUCUUCGGCCACGGCCCACGACACAAGUACGGCAAAAGGCGACGGCCCGUUUAUCUUCUUACGCGAGCCCUUCCGGCACUGCACGGAAAAGCACUCCUGUUCCCUUCUCGUCUGUGAUGUCGCGGUGGGCGAGAUGUAUUCGUGCCCCACCGCUGUGCAUGCACCGCGGAAGUUAACCGCCGACUUCCUCGCCAAGUACGACAGCUGCGCCUACGUCGACGAAGCCAACGGACCAGUGAUCGCUGUCUACUCUCGCCAGCAGAUUUUACCGCGACUUUUUCUGCAGUGCGUUGUCGACCCGCAGCUGCAGCCCUGCCCCGCGCACCCUGGUAGGCCGGUUGAGUAUUACGUGAUGGAAAGCCACGCCUUCGCGUGCAACCGCUGUGUUGUGAUGGGAGCCUACAAGGGCAAGGAGGUGACGCCGAUCGAGGAGGCCGCGGUGAUGGCGCGGGCAGGUCUGGCAGAGGUCGAGCGGACGGUCAAGGCGCUCAAAGAGAGCAUGCUCGCCUACGCCAACCAGCUUCAAAACGAAGAGAGCAGCAUGCCCACCGCUCCUCGCCGUGUAGAGGCGGAGCGCGAAAUCAACCGACUGCAGAAGGAGACGGAGGAGCACGUUCGCAGGAUUCGCAGACGGUUGCAGCUGGAGGAGGAGGCGCAGCUCUCCCGCAUCAAUGCUGAGCGCACCGAGGUGCAGGCAACUCUGGAGGCUGUGGAGAGGCUUGAUGGGAGACUGUCAUCUGGUAUGCAGCAACGUGCACCAGUUGCGGUUGUGAAUACGCUGCAGCACAUCCAGCAGGAGAGACAGGUAGAGCAGCUCAUGGCAAGGGCGCAUGACAGGGUGCCAUUGGCUCCACUGGAGCUUGUUCUGCCCUUGGAUGGGCCUCCGGCGACAGUGCCGCCUUGCUUUUCUUCCAGCUCCAAAGUGCAUUCAAAAGGCUCUCGGGUGGUGAUGGGCUUGAACGAGAGUUGCUUGCCUGAGGCCUCGGCUGAUGACCGGCGUGAAUUUCACACGUCAAGAGCUGCAGUGUCACACGCGCCGCGUACGCCACCUACGUCCCAUACAACACACGCAUCACUGUCGCCAAGCAGCUUGUACGCCCAGUAUCUCGCGGUUGCUGGCUCAGAUAGAAAAAGGCCUGCCGAGGAUUCUGCAAGAGGAUCGUUUCGCAUUGACCAACCAACUCUGGAUCACAGCACGGCGGUUUUGGCCAGUCGCUCUUGUCCCGUCUCCGUUACCGCGAACGAGGACAACGACGGUGGGGGAGGGAUGGGCUACCUCUCUGCGAAGGAGGCGCUCACGCACGGAUGGGCGCUACUAAGACGUGGGGAUGUUGCCGCAGCGCAUCGCGCGUGGGCGGCGGUGUGCCGCGCUCACGGCACCAACGACGUGAUGGGCACUAAGGCUCACGCGUACAUUGCCGAGGCGAUCGAGAAGGACUACGCGGCAGCCGCGCAGUGGUAUGCCCGGUCAUUGCAGCUAGAUCCGCAAGACCGCAUGACCGCGUACAACUACGCUGUGCUUCUGGAGGCGCUGCUCGACAAGCCGCAGGAGGCACUGCGACUGUACAACCGUGCCGCUGCACUCGGCGACGCAGCGGCAAGUGCCCGGGCCCGGGAGUUGCGUUCUAAGCUUGCCGCUUCUUGUCCGUGGUCGCAUCAGACGACGUUCGGAUCACCCAGUACGCUCGGCGGCGGCGAGAGGGGAUCGCGGCGGUGA
Messenger RNA from Leishmania braziliensis MHOM/BR/75/M2904, 3627 nucleotides. RefSeq lists its product as hypothetical. Gene Ontology annotation, molecular function: protein binding. Bases 1 to 3627 code for a protein of 1208 amino acids. The record is from RefSeq and is a predicted model, not a curated record. NCBI's taxonomy places the organism in Eukaryota, Euglenozoa, Kinetoplastea, Trypanosomatida, Trypanosomatidae. The transcript has a single exon.